AUGUCAACUUCUCCAGCCACACAUACACCAUCUGAAACAUUCCAAGAGAGUGAACUUGAUAAGUAUUAUGCACUGUUCUGCUCAUUCGACACCAACAAGUCAUCAACACUCGACUUGAAGGAGUUCAAGGCAGCCUUCCAAUCAAAGCUUGGAUUCUCAGAUGCCACCACCGAGGGCAUGUUCAAGGCAUGCGACGUCAACAAAGAUGGAGUGAUCGAUCUCCGUGAGUUCCUUGCUCUCAUCUCCAUCAUUGUCAAGUCAUCACCAGAGGAGAAGUUAGUCUUCCUUUUCCAUUUGUAUGAUAAGGAUAGAAGUGGAUCAUUGGAUAAUGCAGAGUUGGUUCAGAUCUGUGCUAGUCUGGCACAAGUUGGAAGAAUUGGUGGCAAGGCUGAUCAGCUACAUCUUAGUGUUGAGGAGCUUGCCAAGGCUGAUACCAACAAGGAUGGUGUGGUCUCAUUGCCAGAGUGGGUGGACUAUGGUCUGAAGAACCCUGUGCUCCUAGAGCUCCUCAAGGGCUACGAGUUGUAA
Molecule: messenger RNA, 528 nt
Organism: Acytostelium subglobosum LB1
Lineage: Eukaryota; Evosea; Eumycetozoa; Acytosteliales; Acytosteliaceae
Exons: 2
Coding region: 1-528 (175 amino acids)
Molecular function (GO): calcium ion binding
Source: RefSeq, a predicted model, not a curated record